Pundamilia nyererei is the source of this 7614-nucleotide messenger RNA. RefSeq names its product histone deacetylase 5 (gene hdac5). Gene Ontology annotation, biological process: negative regulation of transcription by RNA polymerase II. Lineage: Eukaryota; Metazoa; Chordata; Actinopteri; Cichliformes; Cichlidae. The record is from RefSeq and is a predicted model, not a curated record. Gene Ontology annotation, molecular function: histone deacetylase activity. The transcript is spliced from 28 exons. Bases 1242 to 4658 code for a protein of 1138 amino acids.
UCUCUUCUCUUCUCUUCUCUUCUCUUCUUCUCGUGUCCUUGCUCCCUCUCCUUUCUAUGAAGUAAAAUGAGCUGUUGUUGACUUUUCUCUGUAUCCGUCUAACUUCCUUUCUACCCAGUGAUCUACUUUCAGCCUCUCUCUCUCUCGGUCACCCUCCUCCCUCCGUCUCCUGUCUCUCUGUCGACGUUCAUUCAGUAGCUCAGUGAGCGUCUCUCUCACACACACACUCAUCAGUGACUCUCAGUCAGUGAAUAUUAGCCGUCUGACCAGCAGCUGUCUGUGGUCGCUGUGUGGAGCUCCACUAUCCUCUGUCUUAUGAUAAGAGGACAGCGUGCCAUCUCCUCUCCUGCUGCUCAGUUUCUCAGUGAGGACUCCAAACUCGCCGUCCCAGCGUUCUUCCAUUUCCUUCUCUGUCUGUCAUUCUCUCAGUGCUUCGUUCUAAUUUUGGAAACAUGGAACCUCGGGGAGCGCUCUCCCAAAGCUAUUUACGUCCUCGCCUCUCCUCCUCCUCCACCUCCUCCUUGCUCUCCUCCUCUUCCUUCUCUUCCUCCUCCCUCUCGUCAGCCAGGAGGAGAACAGCGUGAGGAUUCUUUGAUGCACACAGAGCUGGGGAAUUGGGCUGCUCCUCUGUCUGUAUUUUUAUUGUGUUGACGAGGCUGCAGCAGCUCCUCUCGUCGUCGCUCCUCGCUCUCACAGCCUGUGGGUGACUGGAUUUUCCCUCGCAGCUGAAUGGAAGAAACAAACUUUCUGUUCCUUCCAUCUGCAACACACCCCAACAGCACUGGAGCCAGCACUGUGUUUCUGCAUGGAUCAGGACUCCAGGUGAUGUAGGUACAGAGAAAUAAACCAAAAGACCACACAGACACUUUUCAGGUGGUCUCCUUUGGCUGUUGACAUUUUGAUUGAUCUGCGAAGCCCAGCGGAGGGGAGGCUUUCUGUGGGCUGCAGCCGAGACGACGAUAUUAGAAAGGAGGAGUUUGCUCAAAGUGUCGCCCGCUCGUCAUCACAACUCGAGCUGAGCAGUCAGAGACGGCAGAAGCUCCAGGAGUCCGAUGGAGACUGGAUUACACAAGAAAAGCACAGAGGUGUUCGAUUAUUUUCUUUUCUUGUAAUUUGCGGCCGUUCCCUGCAGAAGUUAGUUUUGAAGUUUUCAGUUUAACUGUAUGGGUCUACGGCAUGCCUGCGUCUCGGAUGAAGAAGUGACUGGUUUAACAAAAUAAAGCGCCGGCUCUCGCCUUGGCAUGCUGUUGCAUCCCACCGUGUCAGGAUUGUGCGCCAUGUUGCAGACCAUCUAUGAGACUGAGUCCUGUUUUUCCUCCAGCAGCACAGACAGCCACCAUCAGCCUCUGGAGCUCCUGAGCGGCAACAGGGGCUCCAGCGCUGCCAUGCCCACUGCUGUAGUGGAGGUGAAGAGCAGCCUCCCAUCAGGCAUGCAGAGCCCAGUAGGAACAGCAAGCGAGCAGAGAGGAGGAGGAAGUGGUGGAGAAGGUGGUGGGAGUCCAGGAGAAAGCCCGGGAGGAGGAGGAGGCCCGGUGGACCUGCGAACUGAGCCCAGGGUAGGGUCUGUGUCCGGGGGGGCAGUGGUGGACACAGCCAUGAGAGAGCAGCAGCUCCAGCAGGAACUCAUUCUCCUCAAGCAGCAGCAGGAGCUGCAGAAACAGCUGCUGUUUGCAGAAUUUCAGAAAAAACACGAAGUGCUAACAAGACAACACGAAGUCCAGCUGCAGGAACACUUAAAGCAACAACAGGAGCUGCUGGCAGCCAAACGACAGCAGGAGCUGGAGCAGAAGAGGAAGCUGGAGCAGCAAAGACACGAAGAGCAGGAGAAACAACGGCUGGAGCAGCAACUGCUGCUGCUGAGGAACAAGGAGAAAGGCAAAGAGAGUGCCAUUGCCAGCACAGAGGUGAAGCUGAAGCUGCAGGAGUUCCUUCUCAGUAAGAAGGAGCCUGGUUCUGGCGGACUAAACCAUUCCUUCUCCCCAAAGUGCUGGGGAGCCCAGCACACCUCCCUGGAGCAGAGCUCGCCUCCGCAGAGCAACACACCGGGGACUCCUCCUUCCUAUAAACUGCCCCCUCUCCUGGGGAACUAUGAGGGCAAAGACGACUUCCCACUCCGCAAGACGGUCUCUGAGCCUAACCUGAAGGUGCGUUCACGCUUGAAGCAAAAGGUGGCAGAGAGGCGGAGCUCCCCUCUCCUCCGCAGGAAGGACGGAACUGUCAUCAGCACCUUCAAGAAGAGAGCCAUAGAGAUAUCAGUUUCCUCUCUCUGUAACAGUGCUCCGGGGUCAGGUCCCAGCAGUCCCAACAGUUCCAAUACAGCUAUUGCCAACGGCAAUACUGGAUCAGUCCCCAACAUACAGACUGAGCUGAGGUCUCUCCAUCAGACGCUGGGGGCUGAUGGGACAUUGAGUCCUCUGAGUCUCUACACCUCACCCUCCCUGCCAAAUAUCUCGCUGGGCCUCCCUGCCAACACACAUAUCACGCCCUCCCAGAAGCUGUCUGCCCAGCAAGAGGCAGAGCGUCAGGCCAUCCAGUCGCUGCGGGGGGGUGGAGCUCUAACAGGAAAGUUUCUCUCCACGUCCUCCCUUCCAGCAGGUGUGGGACAUGAUGUGGAGACUCCACCCCCCAGCUCUCAUUCAGCCCAUUCCUCGUUACUGCAACAUGUACUACUGCUGGAGCAGGCUAGGCAACAGACUGCUAUGCUAGUGCCCAUGUACAGCCAAUCGCCGCUGGUUACGGCAGAGAGAGGUGUGUCGGGUGGCAUGCGGGCCGUCAACAAGCUGCCUCGCCACCGGCCGCUGGCUCGUACGCAGAGCGCACCUUUGCCCCAGUCCCCCCAGGCCCUGCAGCAACUGGUGGUUCAACAGCAGCACCAUCACUUCCUGGAGAAGCAUUACAAGAUGCUGUCAAAGGGGACAGAUUUACCUAGGCCACCACCCACUCACCCAGAGGAAACAGAGGAGGAGCUUACAGAGACCAAUGACAUGCAGGAGGAGGAUGAAGGGGUGGGCCUUCACAGGCUUCAGAAGGAGGGGUCUGAUGAUAGCACGCCUUCAUCUGAGCGUCUCGGCGUGCACGUGAAGGGUGAGGAGGAGUGUGGAAGCGUGCAUAUCAAAGGGGAGAGCACCGAGAGUGAGCUGGAAGAAGAGGAAGAGGAUGAAGAUAUCAUUCAGUUGAGGGACGGCGACGAAGAGGAGAGAGGGAGUUACAGUCAGGCCUUGCAGCAGCUGGGCGUGUUCCAGUCCUCGUUGCCCCACAGACCCCUGAGUAGAGCGCAGUCCUCUCCUGCAGCUGCCGUUAAUCCCAUCAAACACCUCUUCACUACCGGGCUUGUAUAUGACAGUCUGAUGCUGAAACAUCAGUGUGUGUGUGGGAACGCUCACAUCCACCCAGAGCAUGCUGGGAGAGUUCAGAGCAUCUGGUCCAGACUGCAGGAGACGGGCCUGCUGGGCCGCUGUGAGAGGAUUCGUGGGCGUAAAGCAUCUCUGGAUGAGAUCCAGUCCGUCCAUUCAGAGUUCCACACCCUGCUGUAUGGAACCAGUCCGCUCAAUCGGCACAAACUGGACCACAAGAAGCUGCUCGGUCCGAUUAGCCAGAAGAUGUACGCUGUUCUUCCCUGUGGAGGAAUAGGGGUGGACAGCGACACAGUGUGGAAUGAGAUGCACUCAUCGGCUGCAGUGCGCAUGGCGGUGGGCUCGGUCAUCGAGCUGGCCUUCAGAGUGGCUGCAGGGGAGUUAAAAAAUGGCUUCGCAGUUGUUCGUCCUCCAGGGCACCAUGCUGAGGAGUCCACGGCUAUGGGCUUUUGUUUCUUCAAUUCAGUCGCCAUUACUGCCAAGCUGCUGCAGCAGAAACUCGGAGUGGGCAAGAUCCUCAUUGUGGACUGGGACAUUCACCACGGCAACGGCACUCAGCAGGCCUUCUAUAGUGACCCCAACGUCCUCUACAUUUCCCUCCAUCGCUACGACGACGGAAACUUCUUUCCUGGCAGCGGCGCUCCAGAGGAGGUGGGAUCAGGUGCAGGUGUUGGUUUUAAUGUGAACAUAGCGUGGACCGGGGGAGUAGAUCCCCCAAUGGGUGAUGUGGAGUACCUCACUGCUUUCAGGACUGUGGUGAUGCCCAUCGCUCAACAGUUCAGUCCAGAUGUGGUCCUGGUGUCAGCAGGCUUCGAUGCAGUGGAGGGUCAUCAGUCUCCUCUGGGAGGCUACAAUGUCUCUGCCAAAUGUUUUGGUCAGCUAACGCAGCUGCUCAUGGGUCUGGCGGGUGGGCGGGUUGUUAUGGCGCUGGAGGGCGGUCAUGACCUCACCGCUAUCUGUGACGCAUCGGAGGCCUGCGUCUCUGCGCUUCUGGGAGACCCGUGUGACUCUAUGUUUCAGUGGCCUCAGGAGCAGCCCUGUCCAAAAGCCUACGCCUCCCUGGAGAGAGUAAUAGAGAUCCAGAGUAAACACUGGUCCUGUCUCCAGAGUUUGUCUCAGACCAGUGGACACUCGCUACUCGACGGCCCAUUGGGGCCUCAAGGCCAGUCAGAGAAGGAUGAGGCGGAAACGGUCAGCGCCAUGGCGUCUCUGAGCGUUGAUGUUGAGCAGCCAGGCUCUGUUCCUGAUAGCACAGAAACCAGCAGGUCCACAGAGGAACCAAUGGAAGAGGAGCCCAUUUUGUAGGAGGAGCUUAAACAAGAAGCACACCAAACUUCCACUUACAUCUCCUUCUAGCACCUCUCUUUCUCUUCCUCUUCCUCCAUGGAGUGUGCAUUGGUAAACACAACACACACACACAGAGCGCAGUCGUGCUGUUGUGGAGGACUCCAACUGGCAAAGGAGAACUUAAUGGAGGAGAAACCGUGUCAUGCGAAAACAUGGAUGCACUUCUUUUCUCUACUGUUUCGUCCAUGCAAGGAGGAGCAGACGACUUGUUAGCACCUCCGUGGGUCUCAGCAGAGAGGGAGCCCUUGAAUAUUUGACCACCUGUACACAGCACCACUGAAAUGUUCUCUUCCACCCUCCAAUCAUUCUCGUGACCUUUUUAUUCCAUCCCUGCUCCUUUGUUUCCACUGAGGGACGAUGAUUGUGGAAAAACUUGAAUCUUAAAUGCCGCACACCAAGCGGACGACUGGUCCUCUUGCGUGUGUCGAGCGCAGGGUUGCCCGUUGGAGGAAAUAACUGGUUUUAAUAUUCGCAGGGGAGGAGGAGGAACUAGGUGCCUUUUUUUCUGUCCACAAAAACUAAAACUAAGUCCAGAAAACACAAACCACCACCGCAGCACCUCAGUACAGCAACCAGCUGAUCAGGACUGAAGAAGCACACUUUUAAACACACACGCAAACACACACACACACACACACGCUGUUGUUGAUCCAGUUGGUCACUUCAUUUCUGAGUCCUUGUUUCUUCAUCUGGAUGCCUUAGUUUGUCCCAGUCUCACUAUUUAGCAGCCUGUAGAGAGAUGGAGAGAGAGACUCAUGAGCUCAUGUAAAUACAUAUUCUGCUUCUUGACUAUUUUUUAAUAUCUGGCUAUAUUCCAAAAGACUGAGUUUUGCUUUCUUUCACAUUUUUGAGGGAAGAAAACCCUCUAAAGCCAUCCUCACACACUAGAACUCUCCAGUAAAAAUCUCAGUUGAAUAUUAGUAAUAAGAUUAAAAUAAUAUUCAAUCAGACUUUUGUGGAAUCUGGUGGAAGCGUCUCAGGAUCAGAUCAGCUUUAGCAGGAUUCAUGUAACUAAUGAAACUGCAACACCCAUCAGUCCUCUCUCUCCCUCGCUCUGUCUUUAUCAUUUGUGUUGAUUGAGUCAUGUGACCUAAACCCUGCACCUUCUUCUUUGAAGGAGGGGACUGUGGGAUUGUACUUUUGAAACACCGCAGUGACCACCACGUCCCACGUUAUCUUUUUCUCUCUCUCUCUCUUUUUUUUAAAUAAUUGUAAUAUUUCCUGUUUGGUGUAAAUAGCGUCUCCUGUCCUGUUGGCCAUGGUUACAUCACAGCAGGUUUGGUGUGGUCACUUUUCUAUAUCUGUACAUACACAUAUGUAUAAAACCACAAAAGACUUUCUCUUUUUGUAUAAAAAAGCAAAAACAAUAUUCUAUAUAAAUAUAUAUAUGUAAACAGUGUUUUAUCCAAUCAGAUUGGAUUUCUGAAUAUAUUCUAUUUGAAGAUUUGAAGUUUGAAAAGGUUUGGCUGUUAGACAGGAAGUAAGCACAUGGUCUGAUGCGAUCAGACCACGACCUGUUUGUUUGUUUGUUUAUAGAUGCUCAGGAUGGCUGAAUAUUGUUGUGUUGGAGGGGGGGUGGUCAGCGAGCUCUAGUUCUUCUAGCAGGACCAGCGCUGCCCUCCGCAGGCAAACAGCAGCAACUACAGAAAGGUGAUAUUAAGGUCAAAAGUCAUGGCUGAGUAAAAUAGGCUGGUCCAGUGAUUAUGUGUUUUUGUAGUCCAAAUGACGCUAGCUCCUCCAGAGACUGUGGUAUUCAUUCUACAUAUCACACGAUGGUACCAAAUCAUGAGCCCUGUAAUUCUCAUACGUUAGGUUUGUAUCAGCUCUGAUCCAGGAAGCAGUGAAGCAAUGAUGGUCACUUGAUGGAUCGUGAAAUGAGGUACAGCAGGAGUGUUGAAAACAGCCUCGCUGGAUGACAGUCAGACCUCUUAAAUGCUGUUAAACUCACUACCAUCCAUUUUCUAGAGGUCACGGCAACAGUCUAAGCAGACAUGCUAAGACGGUCUUCCUCAGCCACGCCCUCCAUCUCUUCUGGGGUGAUAAAUGGGUGUUCCCAUUCCAGCGUGCCCUGGUUCUGCCCCACAUUUAGUUGGACAUGCCCAAAACACCUCACCCAGAAAGCAUAAUCACCACCUUACCACAGUGGAGGGCUUUGGCUGAGUGAUCCCAUGGGUUCAGAAGUCAUUGUUGCCCCUUGUAGGGUCUGUCAGGGUGAAGUGGUCCUGGGUGAGGACCAGGGGAUCAGCCAGAGCCUAGACCACGAGGCUGGACUGGGAUAUUGGUAUUUCAUCCCCAGCUGUCCACAGUAAACUUGAAUAAACUCACUACAAACUGAUUAAAAUCAAGGUGAAAUAAGCAGUAAGUACUGAGAGCGAGGAAAACCUGCUUCCUCAGGUAUUAUUGGACGUGGUUUGCACCAACUUUAAUGGAGAAGACCGUUUUUUGUUGAGGACACAUCAGGAAGCUGCAUGCAUGGGUUAGCAGUAAAAGUCCAGGUUGGCACUUGGAUUGCCUGAAUUGCUGUUAAAGCUACAUGAUUCUCAGUUUGUGCAUGUUCAAAUUGGGAUGUUAUCACUAGUUUUCCAAUGGUGAACAGACACAGGUCUAAUAUGAGGAAUUUAAAGAUAUAAUCCAGGCUGAAAGCUACACAGCGGCUGUAGCCAAAGCUGGCAGAAAAGUGUGCAACUCAGCAGGCUUAUCAAUAUCACUGUUACAUCAAUAGAUCACAGGGAGAUCCGCCUACAAUUAGAAUUUCUUGAUAGAUUCAUUUUCUGUUUUCUCAUAUUGUUUAGUUGCAUCCUCGUGUCGAGAUGAUUUCUCAUUUCAAGCUUGUUCUUUUUCAAAUUAAGACUUAAGAGCAUUGCUCAGAUUUUUUAACAGUCUCGUUUGAGUCACAAAAAAGUACAUGCUUUGU